UUGUGCAAACUGACGUCACGUGGAAGGAAGAGUUUGAAUUCCCGAUUUUAAAUCCUGUAGCUUAUUUCACUCUUAAAUCUUGUAACGUGAUUUUUAAGAAGGACACGGGCGUUGGCCUCAAAGUCCACAGAUGACGAUGACUCGGGAGGGGAACCAGUUCUUCCUCCACUUCCUCCUCUUCGUCGUGCUGUCCUCUCUGUGUGACUGUCACCCUCACUUUGCUCUGCACAACGCUUCAAGAGCUGCAUCCAAUCAUACUGCAAGAAACGCUUCACGUGUAGCAGCGGAGGUAGCAGGUUAUGGUGAUGUGGCAAAACAGAUCAUUGACCUGGCUGUGUACGGUGCUGCCCGGAACCGCUCUUACAGACGCCUGGCCGACUUCACUGACACUAUAGGGAACCGUGUCAGCGGCUCACACAAUCUAGAGAUGGCUAUCAAAUACAUGUACAAUGCUAUGACGCAGGACGGGUUGGACGUCCACCUGGAGCCUGUUAAAAUCCCACACUGGGUGAGAGGGGAGGAGAGUGCAGAGAUGACCUUGCCAAGGGCCAAGAGUCUGGCUAUACUGGGCCUGGGCAGCAGUGUUGGGACACCACCUGAAGGUAUCGAGGCAGAGGUGUUAGUGGUUGAGUGUUUCGAGGAGUUGAAGCGUAGAGCCAGUGAGGCUGUCGGAAAGAUCGUGGUCUUCAACCAGCCGUUCGUCAGCUAUGGGGUGACGGUGGCGUACCGAGCUUUCGGUGCCUCGGAGGCAGCUAAAGUGGGAGCUGUGGCCUGUCUAAUUCGAUCGAUCACCCCAUUCUCUAUUAACAGUCCUCACACCGGCUGGCAGGACUACCAGGAUGGAGUGAAGCAAAUCCCUGCAGCUUGUAUCACUGUGGAAGAUGCUGAGCUCAUGUGGCGUUUCGCGCAGAGGGGGCAGAAGACCGUGGUCAGACUCAAGAUGGGAGCCAAGACUCUGCCGGAUGCCGACUCCUUCAAUACUGUGGCUGAAAUUAAAGGCUGGGAGCACCCUGAGCAGGUUGUUUUACUGAGCGGUCACUUGGACAGUUGGGACGUGGGCCAGGGUGCUAUGGAUGACGGAGGUGGAGCCAUGAUUUCCUGGGAGGCCUUGUCACUCAUCAAGGACUUAGGUCUGCGUCCGAGGAGAACUCUGCGAACGGUGCUGUGGACGGGUGAAGAGCAGGGAGGAGUUGGAGCUCGGCAGUACUUUGAUCUACACAAGGUCAACCUGUCCAACUUUGACCUCGUCAUGGAGUCCGACUUGGGGACAUUCACACCGCUGGCUCUGCAGUUUACUGGGAGUGACGCAGCACGAAAGGUGAUGGAAGAAGUGGUCAAACUGUUGGCUCCCAUUAAUACGACCAAACUGGAGACAGGCGGAGAAGGGACAGACAUUUCCCCAUGGAUAGAGGCUGGAGUACCAGGUGCUAGCCUCCAUGUGGAGGACAGCCGGUACUUCUGGUUCCACCACAGCGAGGGGGAUACCAUGACCGUCCAGGACCCUAAAGACAUGAGCCUCUGCUCUGCAUUGUGGGCCACUGUUGCCUUUGUAGUGGCAGACCUGCAGGAUAUGCUGCAGAAGUAGCCAGUUAGCACAAAGGGCUCGAAGCCUGCAGUGGACAGGCUGAUCACUCUGAUGGCAAACCACAUUGAGAGUGAAGCUGCUGGGGUGUUGUGAAUGUGACACAGCUGAUCCACUUUGAAGUGCAGGCAUAUUUUACUACAAAAUGAAAAUUCAUACAUUCGAAAUGACCCCCCAAAAAAAUGUAAUGUGUUUUUGCAGCUCAGCGGGGGAAUCAUGGAUCUGAGUUGAAAACAAGAUACAAGAAAGAGCAUCGGGAAGUUUUAAUUAUUAAAGAAAAAUGAAGAAUAUCAAUUAGAUCAUGCUAAUAAAUAAUUUUAGUGAUUCUCUGCAAAACAUGUGGUGAGAAUAAGUGGAAAUAAAGUAAAUCUGCGUUUUUAAAGUUUAGAAAUCAGAACUGUGAAACUUUAUCCUUAGAAAAUGGGUAAGGUAAAUGCUGACGUCUUACACUUCCUGCGUCUGUCGGGCUUAAUUGAGUCUUGGCACAUUUUAUUUUCACCUCAUGUCAAUUUUUACGUCAUAUUCUGUGAAAUCUUAUACCAAUAAAUCAUUGCAGUCUUUGGG
Limanda limanda (common dab) is the source of this 2146-nucleotide messenger RNA. RefSeq names its product carboxypeptidase Q-like. The transcript has 11 exons. Bases 131 to 1585 code for a protein of 484 amino acids. Gene Ontology annotation, biological process: peptide catabolic process; proteolysis. The record is from RefSeq and is a predicted model, not a curated record. Gene Ontology annotation, molecular function: metallodipeptidase activity. Lineage: Eukaryota; Metazoa; Chordata; Actinopteri; Pleuronectiformes; Pleuronectidae.